AUGAAGUUUCUCGCUGUUGGCACCGCCUUCUUGGCCACGGCACUCGCCGCACCAACUGACAAGGACUAUCCCAAGGACGGAAAAGAUGUAGAAUACAAGAAGCCCGGACAAGGCGACUACGGCUGGGACUCUAAGCACGGCGGUUACGACGACUAUCCCAGGCACGGCGGACAUGACAAGUACCCGAGCACCCCCAAGCAUGGCGGGGAUGUGUUCUCUUGGGAGCCCAAGCACGGUGGGAAGGACUACUACCCCAAGCCCGGCGACCGCAACUAUGGCCAGUAUGACGACCAGGACCACUACCACAAGCACGGCGGCAAGGACUACUACCCCAAGCACGGCGACCUCAACUAUGGCCAGUAUGACGACAAGGACUACUACCACAAGCACGGCGACCGCAGCUAUAGCCAGUAUAACGACUACUAUCCGAAGAACGGCGACAGCGGUGGCUACCCCAAGUACGGCCAUGGCGGCAACGACGGAUAUUCUAAAUACGGCCAUGGCGACAAGGACCACUACCACAAGCACGGCGGCAAGGACUACUACCCCAAGCAUGGCGACCGCAGCUAUGGCCAGUAUGACGACUACUAUCCGAAGAACGGCGACAACGGUGGCUACCCCAGGUACGGUCAUGGCGGCAACGACGGAUAUUCCAAAUACGGCCAUGGCGACAAGGACCACUACCCUAAGCACGGCGGCAACGACGGCCCCAAGGAUGGUGGAAACCACGGUUCCAAGGAUGGUGGCUACGAUGCCCCCAAGGACGGUGGCAAUCACGGUCCCAAGGAUGGCGGCUACGAUGCCCCCAAGAACGGUGGCAAGGAUGGUGCUAAGCAUGGCGGCUACGAUGCCCCCGAGGACGGUGGCAAGGAUGGUGCUAAGCAUGGCGGCUACGAUGCCCCAAAGGACGGUGGCAACGACAACUAUCCUGUCCCUAAGUAG
Molecule: messenger RNA, 942 nt
Organism: Hirsutella rhossiliensis
Lineage: Eukaryota; Fungi; Ascomycota; Sordariomycetes; Hypocreales; Ophiocordycipitaceae
Exons: 1
Coding region: 1-942 (313 amino acids)
Source: RefSeq, a predicted model, not a curated record